Molecule: messenger RNA, 943 nt
Organism: Syngnathoides biaculeatus (alligator pipefish)
Lineage: Eukaryota; Metazoa; Chordata; Actinopteri; Syngnathiformes; Syngnathidae
Gene: commd8
Product: COMM domain containing 8
Exons: 6
Coding region: 264-794 (176 amino acids)
Source: RefSeq, a predicted model, not a curated record
UUUCAACUAUCGAGUUGACAUCCUUACAGUUGUACAUUGUGAAACGUAAUAACAUCACAUUUAGUUGGAAUACGUUAGGUUUUGCUUUUUUGGUCUCAAUAUGGUGAAUUCAUGUUGCGCCGUUGGCUGUCAUAACCGUGCAGGUGGUCGCAAAGAAGUAACGUUUCACCGGGAAGUGUGUUUCACUUUAACCUUCAUUCGGCCCCAGGCUUGAACUGGAAGCUUAGUGUGUCAGAGGACAAGAAAGCGGAACUUGAAGAACUAUGGUGGGCCAACUCAACAAUUUGCCCGUUACGGAAUGUCUUAAACUGUGUCACAGAGUAGUGGAUGGACUAUGUGGCAGAGAACCUCCUCGCAGAAUUGACUACACUGACACCUGGAGCCAAGAGGAGUGGUGGAAAAUUACAAACACUUUAGCAACAGCCUUCCAGUUGUCGGGAGGGAACAACAGCUCUGAUGAGGAGGUGUUUGUUUGCCUGUCAGAGUUGAGUAGCAGCCACUCAGAAGCUGUUCUCAAUGUGCUAAAAGCCAGACGGAAGGAGAUUUGCCAUGCUCUACUGGGCAGAACAAACAGAAUCUCCUCAGCUAUCCUGCAGGACUUUGACUGGCAGCUUAAGUUGGCGCUUUCUAGUGACAAGAGCUCAUCUUUUCAGACUCCUCUGUUAAGUCUUUGCCUGGAUAUAAGAGAGGAUGGCGCCCUAAAGCCUGUUACCCUGGAGAUGAACAGAGAGGAGCUGAACACACUCAUCAGUUCGUUAGAGGUUACUAACAAGGUGCUGCUACAGUUGAAAUAAUGGAUCAACUGUAAAACACUGACUGACCUCUUCCCACCUAGCAGAGUAAAGAGAUGUUGAAAGGUGAAGCUUGUGGUCAAAUGUCUAUCAUGUUGUGUGAGCCAUAGGUUGAAUGACAUACUCCCAUGUUUAAUAAACUGUUAACUUAC